GUCGCGGUGGUUGCGUUGAGCGACACGUUGACUUUUCACCAUUUGCCUAGCUGUAAUUAAUUCAAAAAACACUGGAAAAUUAUUAACACUCUGUUGGCGGCAUGCUGUGCUUUAAAUAAAACCCUUUCUCAUCGUAUAGUGAAGGGAAUGUCGGGAGCUACUCGCGAGAUUGUGUAACCUGCGGUGUAGUAUUUUUUAUUUUGGAGUUUUAUGAUACCAUAGCUUUGCUUCAGAACCAUCAAGAUGCGAAUUGUGCAGCUGAGAAGGAACCGAAUGUUCCACUUGCUACUUCUAGUAGUGACAUGUUUGCUUUUUCUUUUUUAUAUGUUUGGUAUGCCACAUGGGAGCGUUGAAAAAUAUUGGCCUAAAAGCUUAAAGAGUCAUAUGAAUUUGAAGCCUAUAAUGGUGAGUGAUUUAGGAAACUUUGAGCCUAAAAUAGUAUAUAAGAAUGGUCCGGGUGAAGGCGGUAAAGCACACAUAUUAAGAGACGAUCAACAAAAUGAUGUUCAAGAAUCUGAAUCGAAUUAUGGUAUGAAUAUUGUGUGUUCAGAUGAAAUAUCAUUAGACAGGAAUAUACCAGAUGUGCGACCACAAGAGUGUAAACAUUGGCAAUAUCCUGAAGACUUACCUAAAACAAGUGUUAUAAUAGUUUUUCACAAUGAGGGUUGGUCAGUUUUAAUGAGGACUGUUCACAGUGUUAUUAAUAGAACACCACCGCAGUUCCUCCAAGAAGUUCUCCUAGUGGAUGAUUUCUCUGAUAAAGAAAAUCUGAAAGGAGAUUUGGAAUCAUACAUUGAGCACUGGGGAGGAAAAGUUAGACUGUUGAGAAAUAAUGAAAGAGAAGGACUAAUUCGUACAAGAUCUAGAGGGGCUAGAGAAGCCAAAGGUGAAGUUAUUGUCUUUUUAGAUGCUCAUUGUGAAGUCAAUAUUAAUUGGCUUCCACCACUUCUUGCUCCAAUAGCUGAAAACAGUAACGUUAUGACAGUUCCUAUAAUUGAUGGAAUUGAUCACAAAACUUUUGAAUAUAGAACGGUAUACCAAGAAGGUCAUCUCUAUCGAGGGAUAUUUGAAUGGGGCAUGCUUUAUAAAGAAAACGAGUUACCACUUAGAGAAGCAAAAACUAGAAAAUUUAAUAGUGAACCAUACAGAUCACCAACUCAUGCAGGAGGUCUUUUUGCCAUAAAUCGUGAAUACUUUUUAUCUCUUGGAGGAUACGAUGAAGGAUUAUUAGUUUGGGGUGGUGAAAACUUUGAACUAUCGUUUAAAAUUUGGCAGUGUGGCGGUAGUAUUCUUUGGGUGCCAUGUUCUCACGUUGGUCAUGUUUACCGAGGAUUCAUGCCGUAUAACUUUGGCAAGCUUGGCCAGAAGAAAAAGGGACCACUAAUUACCAUUAAUUACAAACGCGUCAUUGAAACUUGGUUUGACGAUAAACAUAAAGAAUUUUUCUAUGCAAGGGAACCUCUUGCAAGGUUACUUGAUCAUGGAGACAUUACUGAGCAGUUAGAAUUUAAAAGAAGAAAACACUGCAAGAGUUUCCAAUGGUUCAUGGAUAAUGUUGCUUAUGAUGUACAAGAUAAAUUUCCCGAAUUGCCUCCAAAUAUUCAUUGGGGAGAGCUGCGAAAUGCAGCUACUAGUUUGUGCCUUGAUACCAUGGGACAUUCGCCACCGAAUCUAAUGUCCAUAUCUCACUGUCACGGAUUUGGAAACAACCAACUAAUGAGAUUAAAUGCUAAGGGACAGCUCGGAGUUGGUGAAAGAUGUGUUGAGGCUGAUGGCCAAGGUGUCAAAUUAGCAUUUUGCAGAAUGGGAACUGUAGAUGGACCUUGGCAAUAUGAUGAGAAAUCGAAGACGUUAUUACAUCGUGUGCACAAAAAGUGCAUAGCUGUUCAUCCUCAGACUCAUCACUUAUCGCUUAUGCCAUGCGAUAUGAACAACGCAUACCAUCAAUGGAACUUCCGUCAAACUAGUCCUCGAUGGUGAAACGAACCGAAUCCGUGACUUAUUAAUUUUUAUACCGAAUAAACAUUAUUAACAAAGAUUUUUUGGGUUAAAAGCAUAAGAAAGUUCCCAUGUGAGAUUUUAAGACUCAUUUUAUAAAAACUAAUCGAAACAAUAAUAUAAAACAUGUCUAAUUGUCAAGUUAGAUAACACGAACUAUUAAGUAAAGAAUAACGUUAUUCAAUUGAGAUUCCUGUUCGAUAAUUUAAUUAUUGCCAACAGAAGAGCAAUUAGAUUUUUAAUAUACGAUUAUGAAUAUAUAAUACCAUGUGGAAUUGUAUAAUAAGUUAAUUAAAGAAGGCAAUGAAGGUAAAUUUUCAAUGUAUGAUUUAGAAUCGUAAAUGAUGAUGUAAAAUGGGAUUAGUAAAUUUAACUUUUAAAAAAGGAUAAGAAAGUGAAAAAUUUAUAUUUUCCAAGAACUUAUAGCUACAGAAACUUAUGAAAUUGUAGAUGCGCGGCAAAUUCAAACACGGAGAAAUGUUUUUACAUUUGCUAGCAUUCCAAUUAUAUUUUAUAUAUCCUAUGACUGAGAUAAGCUUUUGAAAACAUUAGAUAGUAACGUAAUAUUUACGUCAACAAAACAAUUUUUGUAUGAAUUUGAAUACCCAACUUAAACAUCAAAUUUCUUUAGCACACACUAGGUAGGUAAAUAUUUCAUCAUGAGAACGAAGAUAAAGGUUUAGUCGCUAAGCAUCUAUUUUCGUACUCACGUUAAAAUAAAAAAAAAAUGAUGUACUUAAUGUGACUAUCAUUGAAAUUGUAAUUGUGUUAUAAUUUAUAUAUGAAGAAACUUUACGCUCUUUAUUUCAACACAAAUGUGUUCGAAAAAGUUGAUUAAUCAUGUUAAAAAGAAAUUUAUUACGUUAUUAUGAGAAU
Molecule: messenger RNA, 2874 nt
Organism: Phymastichus coffea
Lineage: Eukaryota; Metazoa; Arthropoda; Insecta; Hymenoptera; Eulophidae
Gene: Pgant7
Product: N-acetylgalactosaminyltransferase 7
Exons: 11
Coding region: 244-1980 (578 amino acids)
Cellular component (GO): Golgi apparatus
Source: RefSeq, a predicted model, not a curated record